ACAUGCAAGCUCUGACCAGCCCUUAAACCCCUUCAACCUCUGUUCCUCACACCAUUAACCACGGUUGAUUAGCUUGUCCAUCUCACAUGGGGACCCUAAUUAGUAGUUAGGUUUUUCCUUGUUUCAUAGUGUUUGCAAUAAACGUUGGGAGUCAUUUGUGGUGGUGGGUACAGAAUUACAGAUAUGUAACUCCAUUUCCCUGCAAUUGAGAACUCCACUCAACUUGCAGCUGAGUAGUGGAACAAUCUAGCAUGCAGUGAAGUGAGAGUCUGAGAGUGAUGAGUGAUCCAUCAUGAUAGUAUCACGAGAUCACGUUCCACUUCUCAGAAAGCUCCUGCGACCUCAUUCUGCUUCCUCUGCAUUCGCAGCUGCUGCUGAUGCAAAUGCUUAAUGGAGGAGCAGUCGCAGUGGUACGGCUACUAGCAGCGGCUGCAGCCUUGUUCUUGUAGUAGUGAGUCUUCUGCAGAUGGGCAAGGCAGGCAGGUGGCUCAGAAGCUUCUUCGUGGCCGGCAGGAAGGGCAAGAAGGCCAGGGACAGGGACAGGGCCGACCCCGACAGCCAGUCGGUGUCGUCGGCAUUGCCGACACCGGCGUCGACGCCGUCCGCGAAGGAGAAGAGGCGGUGGAGCUUCCGGCGGCCGGCGGCGGCUACCAGCGGUAAGGUCGAAACGAGCGCGUCCGGCCAGGGCCCGCUCGCGUCCUCGUCUUCGCAGUGCUUCUCGGAGGCGGAGGUGCAUGUGGCGGUGGUGCAGGACCAGCACGGCGUCGUUGCCGUCCCCGAGGCCGUGGCGGCCACCGCGGACACAGUUAUAUCGCCGCCGGCAUCGAAGAGGAGCGGCGGCGGUGACGAUGAGGAAUCCGCGGCGGCGAUCAAGAUUCAGUCGGCCUUCCGAUCGUACCUGGCGAGGAAGGCGCUGUGCGCGCUGAGGGGGAUGGUGAAGCUGCAGGCGAUGGUGAGGGGCCAGCUGGUGCGGCUGCAGGCGAACAUGACGCUCCGGCGCAUGCAGGCGCUCGUCGACGCCCAGAGGUGGGCGCGGGCCGAGAGGCUGCGGCUCCUCGAGGACGACGGCAGGCAGCUCACCACCACCACGCCGCGUCCACCGCCGAGCCGCCAGUCGCCGCAGCACUCGCGAUCUCGGAAGCCACUUGAGGUGGUGGAGAGGGGCUCUGAGGAGAACAUCAAGAUCGUGGAGGUGGACGACGGCGGCGAGGCGCACGGCGCGCCGAGGGCCUGCGCGCGGCGCGGCGGCAGCUGCUACUCGACGCCGCUGAGCCGCACGCCGGCGAAGGCCGAGCUUUACCCGAAGGUCUCCCCGACGGCGUCGGCGCUGACAGACACGAGCGCGCGGACGCUCAGCGGCCGGUUCGACGACCUGUCGUUCACCUCCGCGUCGGAGCCGAGCCGGCGCUGCAAGGCGUGGCGCGCGUACCACGCGCCGCCGUUCGCGGUCCCGUUCCCUAACUACAUGGCGAACACGGAGUCGUCGCGCGCCAAGGCGCGGUCGCAGAGCGCGCCUAGGCAGCGCCCGGUGGCGUCUGAGGCGGCGGCCUCGCCGUCCCUGUUGUGCGGCGAGCGGCCGCCGAGCGGGAGCGGCGACCCACGGUGCAGGGCGUCGCUGGACCCGCUGGACCUGCCGGGCGCCCGCGCCACCGCGCCGCGGUGCUCCGCGGGGCGCAUGGAGCGAUGCGCGUCGCGGGCGCGCGCGAGCGCGAGCGAGUUCGGGUCGCCGAGCACCGUGAUGGCCUCGACCACCGCGGCAAUGCGCAUGGCAUGA
Phragmites australis (common reed) is the source of this 1774-nucleotide messenger RNA. Its product is annotated as protein IQ-DOMAIN 19-like. The record is from RefSeq and is a predicted model, not a curated record. Bases 467 to 1774 code for a protein of 435 amino acids. The transcript has 3 exons. NCBI's taxonomy places the organism in Eukaryota, Viridiplantae, Streptophyta, Magnoliopsida, Poales, Poaceae. Gene Ontology annotation, molecular function: protein binding.